Malurus melanocephalus (red-backed fairy wren) is the source of this 3666-nucleotide messenger RNA. RefSeq names its product ral guanine nucleotide dissociation stimulator like 1 (gene RGL1). The record is from RefSeq and is a predicted model, not a curated record. The coding region runs from base 125 to 2479 and encodes 784 amino acids. The transcript has 18 exons. Gene Ontology annotation, cellular component: plasma membrane. Gene Ontology annotation, biological process: Ras protein signal transduction; positive regulation of GTPase activity. Gene Ontology annotation, molecular function: guanyl-nucleotide exchange factor activity. Lineage: Eukaryota; Metazoa; Chordata; Aves; Passeriformes; Maluridae.
UCCGUCCCGCCCCGGCCCGUCCCUCCCGCGCAGCCCCGGGGCCGCUCGGCUCGGCGGGGCCCGGCCCGGCCCGCGGCGGGCACAACGGGCCGCGUCCGGACCGGCACCCGGCAAGGCAUCGAGGAUGAAACUGCUGUGGAGAGCGAAAAUGACCACGUUUCAGGAUGGGGGUGAAGAGGUAGAAGAUGGAGCUGUCUACAAUGUCACCCUKAAAAAAGUGCAGAUUCAGCAGGCUGCCAACAAAGGAGCUAGGUGGCUGGGGGGGGAAGGAGACCAGUUACCCCCAGAGCACACCAUCAGACAGUAUGAAACAUCCAAGAUCAGGGCUAUAAAAGCUGGAACUUUGGAGAAACUGGUGGAGAACCUUCUCACAGCUUUUGGAGAUGCRGAUUUUUCCUACAUCAGCAUCUUUCUCGCAACAUACAGGGCCUUUGCUUCUCCCAGGGCAGUGCUGGAACUCCUCCUGGACAGGUUUGGAAAUCUGGAGACCUCAAGCCACGGAGAAGUGGCAAACCUGAAUUCCUUGGAAUCCGAGAUGGUACUCAGGGCUGAAAUAGCAUCAGUGUUACGGGCCUGGCUUGAUCAGUGCUCUGAGGAUUUCAGGGAGCCCCCCGGCUACACAUGUUUGCUGAAGUUGCUGGAUUACCUGAAGAACAACAUGCCCAAUUCUGACAUGGAGAGUAGGGUGCAGAACCUCUUGAAGCAGUUCCAGAACCAAGAAGUGGAAGCUGUUGAUGGGUUCUGUAGCACUUCCUCCAGUGACCUAGUUGAUGGAGAGGAACUGGAGAUCAGCAAUCCMGAAGAAUUCUCCUCUUUUCAAGACCACGUUGUGGCAGAACAGUUGACAUACAUGGAUGUGAUGCUCUUCAAGAGAGUUGUGCCAUACCACUGUUUGGGAUCCAUCUGGUCUCAAAGGGAUAAGAAGGAAAACAAGAACCUGGCUCCGACUGUCAGAGCCACCAUCACUCAGUUCAAUGCAGUCACCAAAUGUGUCAUCAGCACUAUCCUGGGGACCAGGGAGCUCAAAAUCCAGCAGAGAGCCAAAAUCAUUGAGAAGUGGAUUCAUAUUGCACAUGAAUGCAGGAUCCUGAAGAACUUCUCUUCUUUGAGGGCCAUCAUUUCAGCUCUGCAGUCCAACUCCAUCUAUCGGCUGAAGACCACCUGGAUGUGUGUUUCAAAGGAUAUCCUGGUGAUGUAUGAAGAGCUGUCUGAGAUCUUCUCAGACCAUGACAAUUAUCUGACAAGUCGRGAGCUGCUGAUGAAGGAAGCAACAUCCAAAUUUGCAAAUCUGGACAGCAGUGAGAAAGAAAAUCAGAAAAAAUCACAGAAGCGACUGCAACUUCAAAAAAAUAAGGGAGUGAUGCAAGGCACAGUCCCUUACCUGGGCACCUUCCUGACCGAUCUCAUCAUGCUUGACACGGCCCUUCAGGACUAUGUUGAGGGUGGCCUGAUCAAUUUUGAGAAGAGACGAAGGGAAUUCGAAGUCAUUGCUCAAAUCAAGCUCCUGCAAUCUUCAUGCAAUAGCUAUUGCUUGAUACCAGACCAAAAAAUCAUCCAGUGGUUCAGGAGGCAGCGGCACUUAACAGAGGAGGAGAGUUACCAACUCUCUCGUGAGGCUGAAGCAGCUGCUGAUACCAACAUCCUGUCCCCAAAGUCCCAGAAAAGCAUGGUGAAGAGGAUCAGCACACUUUUUCUGGGCUCUGAUGUGUUCACCCCACCCAAAGAGCCACCCCCAAAGAGCUCUCCUGUAGGAGGGAGCUCCGGUGAAAGCACGGAUUCAGCCAGUGUUUCAUCGUGUGAGUUCAAUCACUCUGAAACUGAGGAUGUGUGUGUGACUCCCAUCUCCAGUCCUGAGGACCCUCUGAAAAAGAUCUUGGGAUACCCCUCAUCYUCCUGCUCUCCUGACUCUGCCACCAGCACACCUUCCUCAGGGGUGUCAUCCUCAUCCUCACCCUCAUUCCCUGCCCUGCUGGCCCCCAGCGAUGACAAGAGCUCCGUGGGCUCGGACAAGGGCUACGACUCCGACAAGGGCUCCAUUGGCUCCGACAAGGGCUCYGGCUCCAGCAAGGGCUCGGACUGCAGCAAGGGCUCCGUCUUUGAGCCUGGCUCGGGCUCAGACAGCGGCUCCACCCCCAGCAGGGACUCGGGCUCGGUGGCGGGCAGUUCCCCCAGAGUGCUGCCCGUGUACAACCGGCAGAGCGGGGGCUCCUGCAUCAUCCGCGUCAGCAUGGAUGGGCUCCAUGCCAGCGUCUACAAGAGCAUCCUGAUAACCAACCAAGACAGGAUCCCUGAUGUCACCCAGCGAGCCUUGCUGAAGCACAACCUCCAGCCUGAUGCUGUGGAAGAUUACGAGCUUGUGCAGGUCAUCUCUGAGGACAAAGAGCUGGUGUUCCCCCGCGAUGCCAACGUGUUCUAUGGCAUGAACAGCCAUGUGAACUUCGACUUCAUCCUGCGCAAGAAGGCACAGCUGGUCGGCUGAGGCUGCACUGGUGCUGCCCUCCCGGGCACAGGGGGAUCUUUUGAUGGAGUUUCCUGUCGAAAAUGUGCAAUUGGAGCAAUGGGCAGCCCUACUGCAAAGGGUCUGGGCUGCCAUGCUUGUCCUGAGGACACCCCAUGAGCCAACUGUCUCUGAGAAGAGUCUCCUUCGUGCCAGUAUUAUACAGAAGAUGAUCACCAGAAUUUAUUUUUAUAGAACUGAAGCAAGUUCUGAGUACAUGUCUGCCUGAACCAGCUGAAAACUUUUUGCACUUGUUCUGCACCAGACAAUGACCCAUUUUGGACCUUGUUUCCAAAGAACUUUAAAAUGAAUGAACUGCACUUGCCUUUGCAUGAACAUGGGACAAGCAAAUGCUCCUCGUGUUGGAUGGAGGUGUCGAUGUCACGACAAGAUGGUUUCCCUUGGACUUGGUUAAGCCAUGACCAGAACUCGAUGCCUUUUUUGUGCACUCCCCUGUGAUGGAUGGACCUCUUCCCAGUGUGCAAUUCCUCUGCAGGAGCUGAACACUGAACCUCUUUAAAAGCCAUAAAUGAGACGCUGGACUGUAAGCAACCCUGAUUUGAGGCACAUGAAAUAGAUGCAGUAUUUCUGGUUCUGGAGGUAGCACUGUGCACCCCUGCGCAGAUCUAGGAGUUAUUACCCAAACAGAUUAGGAUUGUUAAGGAUCAUUAGUUAUAAGAAGAGGGCUUUAUCCAUGCCUGGGCCUUUUUCCUCCAGUUCUGUGGCACUGAUUUGCAAAACUGGGCUCAGGUAGGUUUUACACUACAUGUGGAUGUAACACUUCUGUUUACAAGCAGGUCAAGCAGACAGACUGCAGGUCUGCUGUACAUCCAGGAGACCCAGGGCAGGUCCAUUUAUGAACUCCAGUUGUAUCUUUGUUUAGAGGGUGAUGGGGGGUUGUUACUGAGCCUUAACCUUUGCCCAGAGUUAGGGCAAUGCUAAAAGUUCAGUUUCCUCUGCUUUUGGUGUCUGUACAGUGCAGUUUCUCAUGUACAUAGCAUAACUCCUUAUGUAUAUAGUACCCCUCACUCAGAGGGUGUAUGGCAGUGUUAAGUUGAAUGUUCUGGAUUUUAAAAUUACACUUUCCAAAUGUUUAUAUAUAAGAUGUUUUUAACUGCUUACCUGUAAUCUUUAUAUGAUAAGUAUAUGAAUUGUUUUUCAUUAAUAUU